This is a messenger RNA of Pseudogymnoascus destructans, 2154 nucleotides long. RefSeq lists its product as uncharacterized. Gene Ontology annotation, molecular function: microtubule binding; GTP binding; GTPase activity. Bases 1 to 2154 code for a protein of 717 amino acids. The record is from RefSeq and is a predicted model, not a curated record. The transcript has 6 exons. NCBI's taxonomy places the organism in Eukaryota, Fungi, Ascomycota, Leotiomycetes, Thelebolales, Thelebolaceae. Gene Ontology annotation, cellular component: cytoplasm; membrane; microtubule.
AUGUUAGCGGAAGAUGCUACCAGACUCCAGAAGAUCGAUGAGUUGUACGCGCUCCGCCUUGACCAAUAUGUGUCCCUGCCCCAACUUGUCGUCGUGGGCGACCAAUCAAGUGGUAAAAGCUCCGUUCUCGAGGGCCUGACCAAUCUCCCAUUUCCACGAGACUCCGGUCUAUGUACUAGAUUUCCUACGCAGAUCGUGUUUAAGCGCUCGGUGACGGCGAAAAUAGAGGUCAGUAUCAUGGCCGUCCACGGCCAAGAGCAAUCCAAAUUAGAUGCCAUUGCGAGGUUUGGUAAGAUCCAACUGACAAACUUCGAUGAACACUCAUUCUCGGACUUAUUGGCCAAGGCAUCGGAAUGCAUGGGGCUUCCCUAUCCUGGAAAACAACGGGAUGACAAGAUGGAUUCCUUCUCUCACAACAUUCUCAAGUUUGAACUCUCUGGUCCGGAGUAUGAAAACUUUAGCGUUGUUGAUCUGCCCGGUCUCUUUCGAAAGCCCACUCCAGGUAAGACCAGCAAAGAAGACAUGGCUCUUGUUCGUCAAAUAGUCGCGGAAUAUCUAAGGAAUCCUCGGAGUAUUAUAUUAGCAGUUGUUCCUGCCAAUAUCGACAUUGCGACGCAGGAGAUAAUUCAGAUGGCCGAAGAUGCAGACCCGGAUGGUCAAAGAACACUAGGAGUACUUACAAAGCCAGACCUAGUAGACCGUGGUGCCGAAGAAAAGGUCAUAGAGCUAGUGAUGAACCAGUCUGGUAGCGCUCGUUUUGAGCUUGGCUACACCAUUGUAUGCAAUCGGAGCCAGAGCGACCUUGGUAUAACCAAUGACGAGCGCAACUCUCGCGAAUUCUCAUUCUUCAAGCGUGCACCUUGGAGCGCAAUCCCGGAGGAGCGAGCGGGCGUGAAAUCACUGAAAGAUAGAUUGAACAACCUCCUAGUUGAUGUUACAAGGCACAAUUUUCAGGCUGUGGCCGAAGAUGUACGGAUUAAGAUUCGCAACUUGGAACAAGAGUUAGAUGACAUGGGUCCAGGUCGUCACACACCUAAUGACCAACGUAAUCAUCUUAUUAGAAUUGCCACCGACGUCCGGGAAAUAACAUCGAGGGCGAUUGAUGCAUACUACGGUCGCGAUCCAUGUUUUGAGGACGACACAUUUCGUUUGGCAACAAACGUGAUGACAAUGAACAAGGCCUUUUCCGACACAAUCGCGCGCAAAGGAUACACGAGGAGGUUCCGUUCUGGAUCCAGUCAAAAUGCUACCACCAUAGAAGUUGAGCCUGAAGUUGAUGUUUCUUCCUCAGACGGUCUCGAUACGCCAGGGACUCCCGACAACGUUACGGUGAAUCAGCUUCUCAAAGAGUACCCAGAACUAAAGGCUGUUAUGAGUCCGCCCAUUCCAGCACCAGCAACGCCCAAACAGGAUAUCAUGCAAUGGAUAACGAAACAAUACGACAGGUCCAAGGGUUUUGAGAUAGGGACUUUGAAUCCUUCCCUCCUCCCGUCUCUGUUUUCAGAACAAUCCCAGAGCUGGAAAGCUUUUGCUAGCGGACAUGUGGAGAAUGUGGUGCAAACAAUUCACCAUUUCAACCACAAAGCGCUCCAGUACUGCUGUAAAGAUGCAGCACUAAGCAAGAAGUUAUGGGCUAGAUUAUCUCAGCUCCUGCUACCGAAAUACAAGAAAUCCCUGGACCAGGUCGACUUUCUAAUUGAGGUCGAGCAGCAUGGCAAUUUACUCACCAUGAAUCACUACUUCGCUGACAAUCUGCGCAAGGCUCGUGAAGAUCGAAUCAAGAAGCAGCUGGUCAAUCUUCAGUCAUGGACAACAACUGAUAAACAGCCGCUGCUGCGUCUCGAGGAUACCAUUACGACAUUCAUAAGUAAUGAAGGCCAAACUACACAGGAUUUGCAUGACACCUUAGAAGCGUAUUACAAGGUAUCUCGCAAAAGAUUCGUGGACGCCAUUUGCCUUCAGGCUGUGGACCACUUUCUCAUUAGUAGCAAAGAAGGGCCGUUGUGGCUGUUCUCGCCGCAAUUAAUUGGCAAGUUAACUGACUCCGAGCUGAGCAAGAUUGCUGGUGAAAGCCUUCAGACUGUUGCGCACAGAGCGCGGCUCACCGAGGAGAUCGCGAAUCUAAGGGAGGGCCAAAAGAUUCUUGAGGGGUAA